Molecule: messenger RNA, 2038 nt
Organism: Seriola aureovittata
Lineage: Eukaryota; Metazoa; Chordata; Actinopteri; Carangiformes; Carangidae
Product: SUN domain-containing protein 3-like
Exons: 8
Coding region: 132-920 (262 amino acids)
Biological process (GO): nuclear envelope organization
Cellular component (GO): nuclear envelope; meiotic nuclear membrane microtubule tethering complex
Molecular function (GO): protein-membrane adaptor activity
Source: RefSeq, a predicted model, not a curated record
GUCUGAUAGAAGCAGGGUAUUAUACAGAGUGGGGAAGUCCAGGUAUUUCCUACAGGGAGAUUUUAUACAGGAUCUUCAGCAGACGGAGAGGCCGUCGCCGUCUUCACCGCAAUGCACACUCUUUGAACAACAUGACGGAGCACAAUCAGGAUCAUAUUGGGAAUGACGCCACAGAGACACAUAAUACCAAGACCCAUGAGACAUCUGUUACUGGGACACAGACCAGAAGAAACAUCAUGAGUAACUUAUCUGCGAAGAAUGUCAGCUGCUUUUUCCUCAGCCUCCUUUUGGCUUUUGAAAUAACAGACAUGCAUGUUCAACUAAAAAAAACCCUAGAGGAAGUGCAAUCACUUAGACAGCAGAUAAACAUGCCUGUUCAUCUGGCAGACACAAUACCUAACUUUGCCUUAGAAUCGCAAGGUGCCACAGUUUUGCACGAUUUAUCUACAGAUACAUAUUGGCCUCUAAAACACAUAGGACUAAUGUGGGAUAGAAUUUUUCACUGGGACUAUUCGACCAAAAGACAGCGACAAGUGAUUCAGGGACACACAUCAUUACAUCCUGGACAAUGCUGGUGCUUUUCUGGGGACAAUGGACAUUUAUUCAUCUCACUGUCCCACCCGAUCUCCAUCACUCAUGUGACACUUGGCCACAUAACAAAAAGCCAGUCGCCUUAUGGCUACAUCGCAAGCGCACCGAGGGAGUUCUCUAUCUACGGAAUGAGGACCGUGGAUGAGGAAGGGUCCUAUUUGGGAACACUGGCUUAUGAUCAAGACGGUGCAGCAUUUCAGACCUUCAAACUGCCAAAUCCAGACAGUGGUGUCUUCAGAUAUGUGAAGCUACAGAUUGAGAACAACUGGGGAAACGUUGACAACACCUGCCUCUACAGCUUCAGGGUUCAUGGUGAACUCCCUGUAUAACUGUAAUUCUUUUCUCUGAGUGUUUUGUUUUUCUCAAUAAAUGCAUUUAUCAUUUAUCCAUCUUGCUAAAGCACAAACUGGUCAACAAGUCUAGUAACAAGUCUUUCUACGGUAACGUCAACACAUACUUUCCUUUUUUUUAAAUUUAGAUUAAUGAACUAGAGGUGUUUUUUGGCCAAAAUAAUAUACAUUGUAAAUAAUUUUGAGCAAUUAACAACAGGGGAUGGAUUCACAUCUUAACAAGGUAUCAGACUUGAGAAUAAGAAAAGGUAUAUUCCCUAUAGUGUGUUUAUCUGCAAUGGCUCAGCACUUCAGCUAGCUGUUUGCUGUUUAAAAUUUUUUAUGUUUAAAAGUUUUUUGCUCUGUAGCAUUUUGACCUAUUAUUUCCUCCAUUUCCUUUCACAAGAUACGCUGCAGGGUAUAUACAGCAGCCUUUUCAACCCCAUUAAUCCAUGAUUAAUUUACACGUUACAAUAAAUUUACUCUUGCCUCACCUAUCUUCAACCACUAAAGAUGAACUUCUUGUCAUGUGUUAAUCCUCAUUGAAUAGCAUUACAAACUGGGAACUUGAAAGAUGUGGGCGUUUCCCCGGCAGGUAGCGUCCAAUGAAAUCACGCUUUAGUUAUAUUAUGGAAAUGUAGGAUGCAGUCAUUUUAGAGCUUCACUAAUAGUGACAAAAAAGUCUGGAUAUCAACAACUGUUUCUUGUUUUUAAUCGGUCUCUCUCUUGAGCACCCUAGCUUUAUAGACGUGUGAUAUUAAAUAAAAAAUAAUUAAAGUGUUGACACCAUAAUUGUAUGACAGAAAAUUCUGCAUUUCCUUAUCAAAAUAUUAUCUAAAAUGCAAAAAUGUGCCGUUCAAUGUGCGAGUCCAUGUAAAAUAAUAUACAAUUUGUACCGUGCAAUAGACUUUAUAUUAAAUUACUUUGAAAUUACAGUAUUUUUUUUAUUUAUUUUUUUUAACAAAGCGCCUUUUUGUUUUUGAGGGCCUGCUUCUUAAAUAAACUGACAAAGUGUUCAGUCAAUAACGGUGAAAAAACAGAACAAGAACUGGCUCGAGGGAGUGACCGCUCAAACCGCAUGAAACCACAUCCCUCACUAACCACCGAAUAUAUUUUUA